Closterium sp. Naga37s-1 is the source of this 2985-nucleotide messenger RNA. NCBI's taxonomy places the organism in Eukaryota, Viridiplantae, Streptophyta, Zygnematophyceae, Desmidiales, Closteriaceae. The record is from the annotation of a GenBank genome assembly.
AUGGCCCACCGCCCUUCAGCUGCUGCUGCUGCUUCAGCGUCGCUCACUUCUCCCUCUGCGCUUCCGCAUUUUACCACUCUAGUCAGCCCGGGCCAGGGAGGCAGCCUCGGGCGAGGCUCGGCACAGAUCCGGAAGCUGAGCAGCAGCUUCGGCGGUAGUGCGCGCUUUGCUGCGGGUGCUCCUGGUGCUUCUGCGGCAGGUGCGGGGAACCUGAAUGGAAUAGGGCUGGGCUGGCCGGGUCUAGCCGGCCUGCCUCAGUUUGCUUCUCUCUCCGGUGCGUCCCGGCUGGGUCUUAUCCGGUCCAUGUCAGCCGUACAGAGCUAUGCAGCGGCCUCCUCCCUCUCUGUUCUCUGCCAACCCACCAUGCUCUCUGGAAUAGGCUAUGACCACCAGCCUAGUGUGCUGGCCGGUAUGGGUGGUAUGGGGUAUGAUCAGUCCAGUGUGCUGUCUGGAUUCGGGCCUAGUAGCUUGAGCCACGAAACCAUCUUGGAAGCUCCGCACAUGUCGACGCAAAUGUCGCCGCGUGGUUCACCUGGGAUGUCACCUGGCAUGUCACCUGGGGUGUCACCUGGCGUUUCACCUGGCGUGCUGUCUGGAAUGCUGUUUGCGAUCGGGUCUGAGCCGAUACCAGAAGUGUAUAAGGUGUCACCUGGGCGUGGGAAUGUUCCUAGAAAGCUCCCUGGCGGAGGUAGUGGUAGGUACGACCUUCGGGGGAGCGGGAGGAGCAGCAGUGGCAGCCCAAGUCUUGCUGGUGGUAGCAGAAAGUACGACCUGCAGGGAGGAGGGGGGAGCAGGAGUGGGAGUCUCCCUGGUGGUGGUAGUAACAAAGGCACGGCCCGCACCAGCUCCAACGCCCCUGAUGCACCCGAAAGCAUGGCUCGCACCACCUCUGCUUCUCUCGAUGCGUCCAACAAAGGGAUGCCCAAUGUUGGCCUGAUUGCCAGGAGCAUGCCUCGCACAAGCUCAGCCCCUCUAGACGCCCCUCGUGUGGUUCCCAUGCCCAGAAGGUCGCUCCAGCACCAUUCAGCCAGGUACUCUGUGGCUGGGGCGAAUGGGACGAGUGGAAUGGUUGCUCUUGACGUGCCUCAGAAACACCAUUCUGCCAGGUACGCUGCUAGUGAGGUGACUGGUGGGGCGUCUGCCCUUGACGAGCCUCAGAAAUACCCUUCUGCCAGGUACACUGCUAGUGAGGCAUCUGUGCUUGAGGCGCCUCACAAACACCACUCUGCUAGAUACAGUGGUAGUGGGGCGAGUGGGGUGGAUGGGACAAGUGGGGCGUCUGUUUUUCUUGAGGCGCCUCACAACCACCACUCUGCCAGGUACACCACUCUGCCACUCUGUUUUUCUGGCCUUGAGGCAGAACCAGUUGUACGAACGAGUAUGCAGCCAGGCAUGCAGUCAAGAGAAGUGAAGGAAGGAGGUGGAGAAGCAGAGGGCGCAUUAGCAGCUGGGGGAGUGGUGAAAGCAGAGGGUACAGGAGGAGCUGCUUGUGCUGCUCACAUUGCUGCUGGCACUGCCGCUGGCAUUGCUGCUAGCGUGGAAGCAGGCCAGUCAAGAGUGCCCGCUGCGUCAGAGACAACCCAGCAGGAUGGGCACGGCACGGGAGGGAAAAUUCCUAGGACAGGAUCAGCGUUGGAGUUUGGGCUUCUGAGGGGGCUCGUGGGCCCGUCCACCCCCACCACCCCUCCCACAGCAGCUCGGCCAAGCUUUGACGCUGACGCCCCUGCCUGGCGAGCGCGGCCCAGCUUUGAAGUGCCGCAGAGCAAGGCGAGGCGAGGCAUGACAGGGGCCCACACCCCUGGGAGAGACACCACUGGUAGACCCACAGCAGCAGGAGCAGCAGCAGGAGGAGCCGCAGCAGCAGCAGGGGGAGCAGCAGGAGGAGCAGGAGGAGGAGGAGCGGCAGGGGGAGGGGCGAUGCCGACAGGCCAGCCGCUGGCAGGGCUGCAUAUCCUGGUGGUGGAGGACACAGCAGUGCUGCAGAAGCUGGCAGCGUCCAUGCUUAGGAAAAUGGGAGCCCAUGUGGCUGUGGCUUCGGAUGGGCAGCAGGCUGUUGCUGCCGUGCUGAGCUCGUGGGGGGAUGACGAUGAGACUUCUGGUGCUGCUGCUGCUGCUGUUGCGGCUGGUGGUGGUUCUGGUGGUGCUGGUGGUGCGGGUGAUGCUGGUGGUGGCGGUGGUAGUGGUGCUGGCAGUGCGGGAAACGCAGGCAAAGCAAGCAGCCCCCGCACCCCUACCAGCACUGUCCGGUCUCUCUUUUCCUCUGCUGCCACUGCCCUUCAAUCUGCCACUGCCUCUCCCUCUGUCGCUGUUGUUCAUUCUGCCUCACUCUCGCCCUCCGCAGGUCCUUUUCGCUGGAAGCCUCGCCGGGGCAGCAGUGGCUCUGUCUCCUUUCUCCUCUCUGCCCUCCCCUCCGCCUCCCCCCUCUCUUCCAGCCCUCUGGCCUCAUCUCUCUCGUCAAGCCCUCCCGUGGGAACAGCAUUGAGAGGGGGAGGAGGGGGAGCAGCUGCAGCGGCAGCAGCUGAAGAAGCUGAAGCAGGAGGCGGGGGAGGAGGUGGUUUUGGGGAAGGGUGUGAGGCAGCAGGUGUGCAGCAGGGUUGGAGCUCUGAGGCCAUUGAGUCACAGCUCGCAGAGAGGGGAGAGGAGAGACCCAGGUCGUCCUUUUCCAACCCGUUUGACCCAGCAGGGACAGCUGUAGCAGCAUCGGCUGUAGCAGCGUCAGUUGUAGCAGCGUCAUCUGCAGCAGCGAAUUGUGGCAGUGAUGUGGUCGCUACAGCUGGGGUGGAUGGGUGCAAGGGCAGUGGGAUGGGUGGAGUAGGGGAUGCAGCAGCAGCAGCAGCAGCGGAUCCCUUCGACAUUGUGCUCAUGGACUGCCAGAUGCCAGUGAUGGAUGGGUACACGGCCACGAGGACCAUUCGUGCCGCAGAGAGGGGCACGGGGCGCCACACUGUCAUCUGUGCACUCACUGCUCAUGCACUCGCCAGGUGA